Messenger RNA from Aspergillus calidoustus, 6411 nucleotides. Lineage: Eukaryota; Fungi; Ascomycota; Eurotiomycetes; Eurotiales; Aspergillaceae. The record is from the annotation of a GenBank genome assembly.
GGUAUUUGGUAUUUGUACGGUACUGAGUUUGGUAAACAUUUUACCAACCGUGACCAAACCGCCGUCAGACUCCAGAGUUCCAACUUCCAACUUGAAGAGCCCGAGGUUCCCCAGAUGCACGUGACACUCUAUCUACUCCCCACAGAGCUUCAAACGUGGGUGCGAGACCGCGAAUGAGGUUCAGACGUCGCUUGCAAUAACUCGGUCCGGUGCUCGCUUCCCCAUAUCGCAAGCCAGCACAAUGGUGAUGUCGCUACUUUAGGCUGAUAUACUGUCCAUUACUUGUUUGUUUGGCCCCUAUUCCUGCCUCGCGAGUGGUCAUGCUCUGGCUCCCAUUCAAUCAAACUCUCCGCGGAAUCUGGACUAACCGCCUAAUAUCCAUGCAAUUUCAUUCGUCCCACAGUCGUAGCUCAAUUGCCCGGCCUAGAUUCCUCCAUUCUACCCGAGCCAUCCAGCUUAGUGCUGUCAUCCAGCGAGCUUAAGCCAACUGCCGACGCACCCUGUUGUCAGCUUCUUCGUCGCCGUCGGUCUCACCUCACCUUCCACCCCUCUUUGACUCGGAUUCUCGACUCCAACUGAGGUGCGUGGGCCGUCGCAUCGGGCUGUGGCCUGGCAUUCCUCACAGGAGCCGAGGGCCAUCAUGCCCCCAAAAGAGGACAUGCUGCCCCCUGCCUGGGACAAUCUGGACAGGCAAAUGGGGCAGCUCUUCAUGAUGGGCUUUGAUGGCACAACGGUCAGCCCUCAGAUUCGCUCUCUCAUUGAGAACUACCAUCUCGGUUCAAUUCUGCUGACGGCGAAGAACUUAAAAUCUGCAGAAGAUGCGACCCAGCUAGUUCUUGAGUUGCAGACGAUUGCUCGGAAUGCUGGCCAUCCCGUGCCAUUGCUCAUAGCUCUGGACCAGGAAAAUGGGGGCGUGAACAGUUUGUACGACGAGAUUUUCAUCCGGCAGUUUCCUAGCGCCAUGGGUAUUACGGCAACAGGGUCAAAGGCCCUGGCCCAUGAUGUCGCCUAUGCUACCGCUCAAGAACUCAAAGCCGUGGGGGUCAACUGGAUUCUAGGCCCUGUGCUAGACGUCUUGAAUAAUGUACGGAAUCAGCUCAUGGGCGUCCGUACCUGCGGCGAUGACCCGCAGGAGGUAUCGCAGUACGGAGUAGAAUUCAUGAAGGGCUACCAGGAAGGCGGCCUUGUGACUUGCGGCAAGCAUUUUCCCUCGUACGGAAAUUUAGAGUUUCUCGGUUCUCAAACAGACGUUCCCAUCAUUACUGAGUCUUUGGAGCAGCUCAGCUUGACUGCACUGGUUCCAUUUCGGAAUGCAAUCAUCAAUGGGCUUGACGCGAUGAUGGUGGGUGGUGUUUCCAUGUCGUCGGCUGGGAUGAACGUUAUGCAUGCGUGCCUUAGCGAACAGGUUGUGGAUGACUUGCUCCGGAAAGAUAUGAAAUUCGACGGUGUUGUCGUCUCAGAGUGUCUAGAGAUGGAAGCCCUCACCCACAAUAUUGGUGUCGGUGGCGGGACUGUCAUGGCCAAGAACGCAGGCUGUGAUAUAGUGCUCUUGUGCAGGUCGUUUCAGGUGCAGCAGGAGGCCAUCAACGGGUUAAAGCUUGGUGUUGAGAACGGCAUCCUCAGUCGAUCCCAAAUAGAGCAGUCACUCAAGCGCGUCUUGGCCCUGAAGUCGAGGUGCACUUCUUGGGAGCAGGCUCUGAACCCUGGAGGACUCCCGUCGCUCACUCAGAUGCAGCCAUCACAUACAAGUCUCUCAACAAGGGCGUACAGCAAUUCAAUCUCUGUCGUGCGCGAUAGGAAGAACUUGUUGCCGCUAUCCAACCUCGUCGGCGCCAACGAAGAAUUACUGCUUCUGACUCCGUUGGUAAAGCCUUUGCCGGCCUCGGCUGUAUCCCGUUCAGUCACCGAGCAGCUUGAGAUGUCGAUUGACGCGGUAGCCUGGGAUAGGACCGCCUCUGUCCUCAGUGGCGAGAGCGUCUUUAAGGAGAUGGGAAGGUCGCUUUCACGGCACAGGAACGGUCGUGUUCUGCACACAUCAUACACAUCGAAUGGUGUUCGGCCAAUCCACGAAAGUCUAAUCGACCGCGCCAGUGCCGUCAUCGUCGUCACUGCAGAUGCUGUGAGGAACAUGUAUCAGCAGGGGUUCACCAAACACGUCUCUAUGAUAUGUAGAUCGCAGUUUACUCCGUCUGGCGAACCACGGGAGAAACCGAUGGUCGUGGUAGCUGCGAGCUCGCCCUACGAUUUCGUCAUGGAUACAACAAUCGGGACCUAUAUAUGCACGUACGAUUUCACAGACACGGCUCUCGAGGCUCUGGUCAGAGUAUUGUACGGAGAAUCGGCACCAAAGGGGUCCCUGCCAGGUUCCUUUAACCGCAGCCAAAAGCUCCAUCAAGCGAGGCAGCACUGGCUCGUGGAGAAUUGGAACGAAGAGAGAGACUCGGAUGCUUUGGACUCGCUCCUCACCACGGUUAGAGAGGACAGCCGGGGCCAACGGUCCGAGCUUUUGGGCGUGACACCCAACAGUUUCCUCCUUCGAAGGGACGAUAUCGACGAAGCUCACUUUGUCGUUCGGAACAGCACCACACGAGCCCUCUAUGGCUUUUGCUCAACCUACUUUUUCCGCGCAUCGGGCACGGGCGUAAUAGGGUCGCUGAUCGUCGACCCGUCGAGGCGCAAGCUCUCGAUUGGGAAUUCGCUUCACAACCGCGCUAUCCGGACACUCCUGCAGCGAAAAGGGAUGAAGCGGUUUCAACUUGGAUCGCGCCUGCCCGGAAUCUACCUGGGCAUCCCGGCCGCCAACCCUGUGGAACGAAAACAGCUACGCCAGUGGUUUGCCAAUCUAGGGUGGAACACGGCGUUAUCGCGCCCGGUUUGCAGCGCCGUGCUGCGCACUCUGCAGACCUUCCAGCCGCCCGAAGGCCUAGUCCAUAGUCUCCAGAGCGCAGAAGUAACCUACGACCUCGUCCACGGAUGGGACUACGCAGACUCCAUCAUCGACCACGUCAAGACUAACUCCAGGCAGGGCGUGAUGGACAUUUACAAAGUGGCUCUUGGCGGGGCACCUCACUGUGGGAUCAUCCGCGCCAGAAGACCGCAGGAUGGGGCUAUCCUCGGCAGCGUGGUCAUCUACAACGAACGAGCAAGUCUAGCGGAGCACAUGCCCGCCAUGAAGGCCACCCACGCGUCAACGGGGGGGAUCUCGUCUCCCGUGAUUUCGCCCUCGGUCGGUGAAUACGCGACCCUGCUGCAGGGGCUGAUCCUUUUGGGGAUCAAGCAAAUACGGAGACAGGGCGCGGAAGCGGUCAUUGUAGACUGUGUGGAUGCGGAUAGCAAUUUCGACUGGUUGACGGAGCUGGGCUUUAGCACGCUGCAUAGCUUUGAGGAGGUUAACUGUGAUGCUGCGACAUGGACGAUGGUGCCGGGACCUUGAUUGAGUCCCCUCAAGCCUAGAGUUCAUUGCGAGUGACGAGAUGAUAUUUUACGGUCUUCUUGUAUACCCCCAUUUUUUUCUUCCUUUUGGUCUGUCUAUUUUUGUUAUAUACCUCAGUACGUAUAAGAGAGCGAUGGUAAGAUGGCGGGGAAGGUCCUCGCGACAGUGCAUAUACAUACAAUGAAUUAUAAGCCGGGAUAUAUACUGUGGGAUCGAUUUUAUAUUUGGGAAGCGAUACCAAUUAGACACUUGCCGUUCCAUGUACGUUGCAGCCAUCCCUGUUUAUGGAGGAGGGAGUACGACAGACGAUCACCUCGUAUUUUCUUCUAUUUAUAAGGGUUCUGAGAUGCUAACCAUCAUCGUUUCUAUUUCCGAAUCCAGGAUGAUCUUCGCCCGCCUACGCGAUUCUCCAUCGAAGUAGCCGAUUACUCGGUUAUGGAGGGAGAUUGAAUUACGACUACGGAAAAGUCGAUUAUCGGUUUGACCUCCUGGCGUCUCAGACUCUUCGGUUCUUAUUUGUGAAACGCGCAUAUUUAAGGGCAUGGCGAUCGACCGUUGACAUAUGGGCGCCCGCCCAAUUAGUUUCACAGGACGCUUCAUAAGUCGCGUACCAACGAGAUAAUUGUACUAUUGCGCUCGCGUAUUGUCUCCAGAAACUGGAAGGAGAGAGCGAUCACUGGCACUGGUCGAUCCAGAUUACGGAUGAUCUACGCUGCCUGCGGCAGUGGCACUUUGUUGGUCGAGGGGGAGUGUCAACUACUGGAACACGAGUCGCGCGUCGUGAACCUUGAGGUCGCGGUGGCUGGGAAGCAGGCGAACGACGUCGAGCUCAACGCUUUGUGGGCUCCGUGGCGUUGCUGGGCAUUGCAGAGUGUGCCAAGCGCAGACGUCAAGAGGAACUCAACCAAAUGUCAGGUAUCAGAAGAAUUAGUCUGGCGUCCUGAUGACCAGUCGAUUGACUUGAUUCCUCCGAGCAGUUUGCAAGGCCUGAUAGAAAGCGUGGAGGAGACGAUCCGAUAGGUGUACCGUUCCUGGUUCCUGUGAGACGAGAUGGGCGAUUUUCAUUUCGUUUUCAGCUCUGCCGCGAUGGACGGUGUCGCGGGAGACCAGUCGUACCCGCAGCUCUGGGCAUUCGAUUGGCCCCCAUGGAUUGUGCAUUCGAGUCUUCGACAAGGACUUAUCUGGCCGUUUGCAGAGGAGACUGUGACAAUGAUGGACUGGAUUGCGAUGAGAUGGGAUGAUGUGAGUGUGGGUCGUUCUGCCGCCGCCGACGCCAUUUGCAUUCGAAUUUUUUGCUUCUUAUGGCGGCAGAAUUUAAUUCUUGUUCGCUGAUGGCGAUUGUGGGCUUGGAAAAGUGGCAGUCUGGCAGUGGGUGGUGGGAUGCAAUUCAAGAUUGUUGGAAUGUUCUUGCUUGACCCCCUGCUGAUGCCGAGACAAUGUGAAAAAAAAUAGGAAAGAAAAAUCUGAAUCGUGGGAGCUUAUCUGCAUUGAAGCGCAUCGAUCGGAGGAGCCCGUUGAGACUUCAGAGCUGCCAGAGAUAACCCCUGCGCGUGGAACGCUUCGAUUGCUUUCUAGCACGCGUUCUUCGGCAUGUCAGAUUCUUGACUCCUGCAGUAUCUUUGUCUUGACGAGACGGUCAAAGAGUCAAGACAAGUCAAGAAAGUCAAGCACCUUGGGUCGCACAGAGGAGCUGGUGAUUUCAUCGCCGGCUCUGUACGUACUGAGUUGUGGUAAUAAUAAGUACCGAUAAUAUAAUGAAUAAUUGACGAAGUAAUUAGAAUAAUAAUGGCGCCUGCUAUGAGUGGCGGCAAUCACAUGCAAGACCUAGGCUCCUGGGUGAGAUUCUAGAAAUGUUCUGGAAGAUACAAGGGCUUCAAUCCUGCAAUCCUGCGCAGGGUGCAUCGAAGCGUCGUAUUGGGCGCGUCUUUUUGCUUCUGCAGCCCAUCGAUUUAGGCCCCGGGAGGAUCUGAACACUGACUGGCUCUUGCAAAAAGCACCGAGGGCCGGCGAUCACGACAUGUUGAGCACCGCUGCCACCGCAAGGAGGAAGGCCCUGAACUGGUUUUAGCUUCAUCCAACGACGGUAAUGCCGGGCCAAUCGCUGGGCCCCAGAUGGCGGCUGAUCCAGAGUCGAAGAAGCUGUGCGACAGUCCCAGAAGGGAGUGAGCGUGAUAGAACCCCGUGGCGAAUUGCUAAAUCACUCAGGCAGACACAUGAGCUCAGCAUGACGGCGCUCCUGGGAAGGCAUAGGAGGAUGAAUUCUCCGACUCUUCUCCUGCAUCAGUUGCAACGCGCCUUGGAUACUCCCUUGCCAGGAGCAGCAGACGUGAAGGUUUGCGCUCAGGGACUUCAGGGCAAAGGAUCGCAUGCAUGUCAGCCAGACCACCGCCGAUCCCAUCUGCGCCAAUCCAGUCUUGCGGUCAGCUGAAAGAAUGGAUGGGUUCCCCAUACCGUGCAAUAAGGAGGAAGAGGUGAAAGAGAGGCUGCUUUCAUAUCGACUGCUGUUCCAUGGUUCCUGGUGUGCUGCUGGUUCCAGGGGAGCUAUCAAGGACUUGCUCCCCCGGAGUCAGACGGUUCCGAGUCCCAGGCGGCCUCGAAAAGGUGCUAUUCAGAAUUUAGACUACCGCCUGCAUAUCUCCCAGGUUCUGUGCGCGUUUAACCUGUGUUAACCGGCACGGCGGCACUAGUCGUCGACUUGAAGAAUAACAGCAAUAACAAUAUGAUUAUACCCUAUCUUCCCUGCCGCAAGAGCAGCGGACUGCAGCCCAGAGUACACAAUUUCCCCAGGCAUACAGAGUGGAGUCUUAUUAAUAAACUUGGGCUAGUGCUAUCAAGGUGGAGCCAUGCCUAAUACGGAAGGUCCGUAAGUCACUGGGCAGGCAGAACUGCUUUCUUCUUGAAUAGGUACGCCUUGAGGCUCGAUACUGAUGGACAUGUAGCAAAGCAUUGAUAGGCGCCUGCUCUCUUGAAGUCUCCCA